AUGAAUAACGAUGGAGUGGCUGUCGUUCCCGUUUCUUCAAGCAAGACUCCAUCUUCCGCCCAUACUUUUGUUUCACCUUCGUCUUCGAAUCUUCUGAAAAUGAACGAACCGCAGUCGACGGCGGAUAGCACCACCGCUAGCAGUACUCACACCAGCCAUACGGAGGAGAGAGAUCGUGGAUUUCUUGCAGAAACUCCUGUGGACUGUUCCCCUUCAAGUAUUUGCUCACCCCUCACACCACCCUCUUCCCUGUCAAAUUUUUCCGUGUCGUCGUCUUCAUCGGCAGCUGCUCCUAUAGGACUCAGGACACCCACGUCGUACUAUGAUCACUACAGCCUCGGAACUCUUUCUUGCAGUGAGAGUCCUACUCACAAUUACCUUUCCUCCGGUGUUAGGUCCAGCUACAAUAAUGUAGCGACCACACCCUCAAUGAGGACAUCGACAGUUGCGGGUAGCGGUGGUGUGGCCAUUGGGGGCGGGCCUUACAAUUGGCAGGCCUCAAAGGUAACUGUCAAAGAGAGACUGGCCUAUCUGUUUAAUACGGACAUCAUGAGUGAUGUACGAUUCCAAGUGGGCAAGCCUCCUAAUUCUCAGUUGAUCCCUGCCCAUAAGUUUGUGCUCUCCGUAGGCAGCGCCGUAUUCGAUGCUCUUUUCACCUGGAUGAAAUGCUCACCUUCAUCUAACGACAACGUUAUUGAAAUUCCCGAUGUCGAACCGGCAGCUUUUCUUGCAUUGUUACGCUUUCUCUAUUGUGACGAGGUACUCAUUGACCCCGAGACUGUAAUGACCACUCUGUAUGCAGCCAAAAAAUAUUCUGUGCCUGCCCUGGAGAAGGCAUGUGUUGAUUUUUUAAAGCGAAAUCUCAGCAGUGACAAUGCAUUUAUGUUACUCACCCAAGCACGUCUCUUUGAUGAACCACAGUUGGCUGCAUUGUGCUUAGAAACUAUCGAUAAGAACACCUCAGAAGCCCUUGCUGCCGAUGGUUUCACAGAUAUUGAUAUUGACACAAUGUGUGUUGUUUUGGAAAGGAACUCUCUGGGCAUAAGAGAAUGUAAAUUAUUUUCUGCCAUCUGCCGGUGGGCUGAGGCAGAGUGUUCAAGGCAGAAUUUAGCACAGACUCCAGCUAACCAAAGGAAGGUUCUUGGCAAAGCAUUAAAACUCAUCAGAUUUCCAUUGAUGUCUGUUGAGGAAUUUGCUAUGGGAGCUGCACAGAGUGGCAUUCUUUUGGACAGAGAAGUCGUGGAACUUUUUCUUCAUUUUACUGUCAACCCCAAACCCCCAAUAAGUUUUUCGGAUGUGCCCCGCUGUUGCUUGACAGGCAAGGAGCAAAUUGUUCUCCGAUUUUGCCAAAUCGAAAGCCGUUGGGGGUACAGUGGCACAAGCGAUCGCAUCAGAUUUAUGGUGAACAGAAGAAUCUUUGUAGUUGGAUUUGGACUUUAUGGCAGCAUCCAUGGACCAACAGAAUAUUUUGUCAACAUCGAGCUUCUUCAUUCUGACACUGGCAGAAUCCUUGGCCAAAAUGAUACUAGCUUUCAGUGUGAUGGUUCCACCUCCACAUUCAGAGUUAUGUUCAAAAAACCUGUGGAGAUUUUACCCAAUACCAGUUUUACUGCUUGUGCAACACUUAAGGGUCCUGACUCUUAUUAUGGCUCCAGAGGUUUGCGUAAAGUCACCCAUGAAUCCGUCGCCAGUGGCAAAGUAACUUUUCAAUUUACUUAUGCUACUGGCAAUAACAAUGGAACAUCUGUAGAGGAUGGCCAAAUCCCAGAGAUUAUCUUCUACACAUAG
This is a messenger RNA of Acanthosepion pharaonis, 1788 nucleotides long. The record is from the annotation of a GenBank genome assembly. Lineage: Eukaryota; Metazoa; Mollusca; Cephalopoda; Sepiida; Sepiidae.